AUGCCGUUGUCUACUUUGUUUUUCACCUGCUUCUCCGUUCCGCGGGUAGAGCAUUGGGGCCGGCGAGGACUUAUGCUGCUGUCCACCUUUGGCCAGUUCCUCUCGUUCUUGAUCAUCACCAUCUUGUUGCGCUUUACAGAGACUAGCGGGAAAGGCUCGAAUGUGGCCUCUCCGUCCAUUGCCUUCUUCUUUUUGUUUUAUAUUUCCUUUGGUCUGGGGAUUCUCGGUAUCCCCUGGCUCUAUCCCACCGAAAUCAGCUCGCUGUCCAUGCGGACUAAAAGCACGGCCGUUCCAACCGCCACGAACUGUAUUGGAUGGAACUUUUGGAUCGUGUGGACGGUAUUCAACGCGGCUUUCCUCCCCGUGCUAUACUUCUUCUACCCCGAGACCGGUUCGUUGGCAGCCAUUCGUACCCGUUUUCGUUUGGGAUGA
Penicillium alfredii is the source of this 432-nucleotide messenger RNA. RefSeq lists its product as uncharacterized. The record is from RefSeq and is a predicted model, not a curated record. Gene Ontology annotation, molecular function: carbohydrate:proton symporter activity. Gene Ontology annotation, cellular component: membrane. Gene Ontology annotation, biological process: transmembrane transport; carbohydrate transport. NCBI's taxonomy places the organism in Eukaryota, Fungi, Ascomycota, Eurotiomycetes, Eurotiales, Aspergillaceae. The transcript is spliced from 2 exons. Bases 1 to 432 code for a protein of 143 amino acids.